Messenger RNA from Acanthocheilonema viteae, 7065 nucleotides. Lineage: Eukaryota; Metazoa; Nematoda; Chromadorea; Rhabditida; Onchocercidae. The record is from the annotation of a GenBank genome assembly.
AUGUUUAUAGGUUUCCUCAAUGUUCCACCUCCAAAUUGUCCGCCGUCUUCAACAUCUACCGAAAUGAGAGGUCCACCACCAAAACGUGAUCCGCCGAUUCCACCGUCAGCAGAUGAUGAAGCUGACACAGCAUAUAUUAUAGAUGAUUCACAGUAUGAUGAACCAGGGAUGCCUUCAGAAAUAAAAGAAUGCUACAAAGGACCAGUUUCAUCAAGGCGACGUUCUAAAUUGCUAAAUAAUAAUUAUGAAAUAUCAACAUCACAACAGAUACGUACGACGUUUACUCCUACCAGUCGUAAUGCACGCUCAGGCCAACAAAAUACAGAAAUUAGUUCAUCAUGGGACGAUGAAACCAGACAAAUGUUACUUCAGCAUCCAGAAACUGGCACCUAUUAUAUUCCAACCAGUUCCGGUCAUACAACAGCAUCGUCUUUAUCACCACACAGCCGUUUUUAUGAAAAAGCUAAUUUUUCGGCAUUGCAAAAUGUUCCGUUGACAUCGAAUCCACGCGGAUCACAUUGUGGAUCGAUCCUCACCAAACAUCGAUAUAUUGGUGGUGGUGGCAAUUUUGGUUUGAAAAAUAUUUCGGAUGAUAAAUGCCAUCCAAUGAUGGAUAAGAAAAGAUUGAAACCGUUUUGUAAUUGGAGGACACUUGCCAUAUUACUUCUUCUUUCUCUUGCCUUCACCUGUUUUACUAUACUUUUAUUACUGUUAGGAAGUGAUAAUUCUCGAUAUGUAUGUGAGCAAUCGACUAAAUCGGUGUAUUCGUCAGCUUCAACAGGCCUAUUCCAUUCGGAAACAUGGCGUGAUGUACAUAUUAAAACAACUGUUUUGAAGCCAUUACCUGAAAGUUUCGAAUUAGGACAACAAAUUGAAGCCGAUCUACCACCGGGAGUUAUUGUUUAUUCAUAUUUUUCGGUGCAAAAAAAUAGUCGAAUAAUUUUUAAUAUAUCCGUUGAUCCACAAGCACAGUUGGUCAUUUAUGGUAGACGGACAGCGUUACCAUCACCGGCUACUCAUGAUUUCAUGGAUAUUGUUCAUGCGGAUUGGUUAACAACCGUUACCGGAAAUUCAUCAAGUAUUCGAUUGAAACGUUCCACACCGCUUCUUCGAACUGCUAUCCUAACACAUUAUUUGCUAGGUGGUCGAUGGCAUAUCGGAUUACUCAAUGAUAUUUUGCAGCCAUUCCCAAUACGUCUCGUUGCUGCGGUGAUUGCUCACCAGACAGUGGACGAAAGGAUCGAUGACUGUCGGUAUGAUUGUGCAGGACAUGGGCAGUGCAAGGAUGGCAGAUGUUACUGUUUUCCGGGAUAUAGUGGAACUUACUGCGAAGAAAAUUCAUGUCCAGUAUUAUGUAGUGGAAAUGGAGUAUUUUCUGGUGGUCAGUGUAUAUGUCAUGAAGGUUACAAAGGACCGGACUGUGAUUUACUGUCACAUUGGUGCGAGGUACCUAAUUGCAAUGGACAUGGCCAAUGUAAUCAGUUUGGUGAUUGUGAAUGUGACAUUGGCUGGAAGGGUACCUUCUGUGACAAGAAAGAUUGCAAAGAUCCUCAGUGCAGUGGCCGUGGUGUGUGUCACAACGAGAAAUGUUACUGCGAGGAUGGAUAUCGCGGGGAAAAAUGUGAUGAAAUAUAUCCAACGGAGAGUUGCAUCGGUAAAGAAUUUCAGUUAAAUGAAAAAGAAUCGGAAUCAGAUGCGGAUCUGGCUUGCAGCAAUCGUGGAAGGAUUGAUUCAGAAUCAGGAUUAUGCAUUUGCAUUCCUGGAUAUCAUGGAAGAAAAUGUGAAUUGGAACGAUGCGAAGUGGAGUGUAUGAACGGUAAGUGCGGUAAUGGUGUUUGUGUUUGUGAUGAAGGAUGGACAGGUAUGGAUUGCAUAGAGCGGAAAUGUCUUCCUGGUUGUGAACAGCAUGGACAUUGCAAUAAUGGUACCUGUAUAUGUAAUAAAGGUUGGAAUGGCGAAAACUGUUACAUUGCUGGCUGUGUCAAUGAUUGCAACGGAAAUGGUAUUUGUCGGUUGUUUUCCGGACAAUGGAAAUGUGCAUGUCAUACAUCGUUUUUUGGCGAGAACUGUUCAUUACCAAUCGAAUCAAAUUGUGAUGAUGGCGUUGAUAAUGAUAAUGAUGGUUUGAUCGAUUGUGAAGAUUCGGAAUGCUGUACGGAUAGUAGCUGUUCAUCAAGUCAAAUGUGCGCCACUGUAAUACAGCCACGAGAUGUGCUUUUAAAAGUAAUACCAACUGUGAAUAGUAAUUUCUAUCAGCAAAUUAAGUUUCUGAUUCAACGUGAUUCGGUACAACGCUAUGCGGAUGAACGCCAUUUCAAUGAAAGUUUUGUGUCAGUCAUUCGUGGACGAGUUUUGGCUGAAGAUGGUUCACCGCUUACAGGCGUACGUAUUGCGGAGGCACGGCAUCCAACACUGACGGGUUUCACGUUGAGUCGUAGUGAGGAUAACGGUGGUGCCUUUGAUCUGGUAGUUAAUGGUGGCAAGACGGUCACUUUGCAAUUUAUGAGGAAACCUUUUGAAAAGCUUGAAAAAAGUUUCUACAUACCGUGGAAUGAGAUUGUUUAUGUGGGCUAUAUAACAAUGCGGUUAGGACCGACAGCAGCGACUGUAAAUGAACGAUUGGAAAUGAGUGAAAAAUGCCGACAGUAUUACGCUACCAAUUAUUUGGCUCCCGUCAUAUUCGCAUCGUGGCUUACAAGUCAGUAUUCCGGAAGACUUACAGCAUCCGCACAGAGUGUUCAGUUGCUGGCCGAUUCCGGAAAGUCGUUUGAUUCCAUUCAGAUACCAACGACGAAUGAAGUAUAUCUCGUAUAUGACAGUUCAUUUGCUGAUGGCUAUCGCAGUACAUUACUCAUUGAAUUACUUCCAAGUCGCAUUCCGGAAGAAAUUCGUUUGGUUCAUCUAUCCGUCAGUGUUGCUGGCAACCAUUUUCAUAAAGUUUUUUCUGCUAUGCCAAAUUUAACAUAUACUUAUUCGUGGGAACAAACGAAUGUUUACACUCAGACGCUUAAUGGUUUAGUUAAUGCUAAAGUAUCGGUUGGAUACGAAUAUGAAGGCUGCAAUAGAAGCAUUGCUUGGAUUCACCGCCUUGUAAAAUUGGAAGGACAUCGCGCUAGUCGUUUUAUAUUGGGUGGUUGGUCACUCAGUGUCCAUCAUCAUUACGAUAUCAUACACAAUGUUCUCGAGAAAGGUGAUGGUACGAGAGUGUUUUUGGAUGAAACUGCUCCAUUAUUAACAACAGUAGUUGGUAGUGAUCAGCAGCGACCUGUUAAUUGCCCAUUUUGUGAUACACCUGCAAGUGAUGGCCGUCUUUUCCGUCCAGAUGCGUUGUGUGUAGGAAGUGAUGGUUCAUUGUACAUUGGUGAUUACAAUUUGAUACGUCGUUUAACACCAAAUGGAAUGCUUAUUUCAUUGUUGGAACUUAGCAUAUCGGAUACAGCUCAUCCAUAUUACUUAGCGAUCGAUCCGUUAACUGAUUCACUUUUUAUUUCAUUACCGAUACGUGCUCAAAUAUGGCAAAUAAAUAAAGAUAUAGAUGGUACAACCGAUCUAACAACAAAUUACAACGUAGUGGUUGGUGAUGGAAAUGUAUGUGGAAAUUCGGGUAAACGUUGUGGUGAUGGUGGAGCCGCUGAUAUGUCUCAACUUAACUUUCCUAAAGGCAUUGCUUUCGAUGAGUAUGGAAAUUUAUAUAUUGCUGACAGUAGAUGUAUCAGGAUUGUGAAUCGAGAGAAACAUAUUAAUACGCUGAUUGAAGAACGUGGAAAUGGACCACGUCCAUGUACAGUUGAUUAUAUGGAUCUAACAGAUAUUAUUACUAUUUGGCCAACAUCACUUGCUGUGGAUAUGCUAAACGAUAAAUUGUAUAUACUUGAUAUAGAUGUAAUAUAUAGUAUAUCAUUGGAUACUCGUAUGGGAACAAUUAUAGCCGGAACAAUUAGUGAAUGUGAGCAGAUGAAAACACUAACAGGUGAUUUGCUAUCACAACGACCAUUAACAGAAGCACGAUCCAUUACUGUAGCACCAGAUUCUACGAUAUACAUUGCUGAAACAAACAACAAAAAAGUGAAUCAGAUUCGAGCAAUCUAUCCAGAUAAUCAUUCAAAAGUGAUAGCUGGGAAGUUGAGCAAAUGUGAUUGUGAUCGGACAAAUUGUCCAUGUGAAGAUUUUCAUCCAACUGUUGCCACUUCUUCCUUUCUUCAUUCUCCGUCGGCUAUAGCGGUUGAUUCAAAAGGAGUGGUAUAUAUAGCUGAUAAGAGUAAUUUCAAAAUUAAAAAACUUGAAAAACCAAGUGCAAUAUAUGACGAAACAACUCAGCAAUAUCGUAUCCAUAGCCCUCAUACGAAAGAGAUUUACACAUUUAACAAAGUCGGUCUUCACGUGAAAACUACUAAUCUCCUUACUGGCGAUACUGUAUUCACGUUUACGUAUGACGUUGACACACAUCUUGCUCGUUUGAUACAAAUAACUGGCACUGGUGGAUAUAUUUUGAGACUUCAUCAAACAGAUGAUGAGAAAACUCUAUUGGAGACAGCAGCAGGCCUUCAAACAGUAUUAAAUUUCAAUCAGUUUGAUGGGACAUUAGCAAAAAUUACCUUUCCUAGUGGUGAAAGUACCAAAUUCUCGUAUUUUCCUGGACAUCUCCUACGUUGUCGUGAAACACUUCAUCGAAAUUGGUGUUUUGAAUAUGAUGAAUUUGGACGCGCAAAGACAUUGAUAAAUCCAGCCGGAAUUUAUUAUUCAGUAACGAAACGUGAUCUUGUACAAAACAGUUUGGUAACAAAAGUGACGAGAAAUAAUGACUCAUAUACGGUUUACAAAUUUUCCGAUAAGAAAUUUACAGAAGAAGGUGCUCAGAAUCGACAGGUGACUGUACUCGAUGAAGGUUUAUUGAUUGUCGCCUUUGGCGCACGAACUCAUUUUGAUGGUGUAACGCAUCCUCUCUUAGAACCGCAUGAAACAGCAAUUUUGAAGCGGAAAAUAACACUUCCGGAAACGGUAGAUCCUCCAAGACGUGAGCUGAACUUACGCUUUGAGUGGCGUGGUUACAUACGAAGAAAGGAAUCCGGUCGGCGUAAUGCGGAGAAAUGGCAUCGUAUUCAACAGGUCGGAAGGAGACCGAGGAUCAAUGGACGUAAUGUAUUCACAAUCGAAUACGAUUACGAUAGCAAGCAAGAUACUGUACGGAAUAGUCUCGAUGAGGAAGUGCUCACUGUCCAGUAUAAUGAUGCUGGUCAAAUUACCUCACUUAAUCCACUACAACAUCAUAUAGAUACCAUGAAAGUUAUGCAUGAUUCAUCGGGCAGGCUAAGUCAAAUAGCUUGGGGAGCCUCAACUAUUGUUUUCGAAUACGACCGAUUAAAUCGAAUUAUCUUAAUGUCAGCAGCAGCUGAAGGUGCUAAUUAUCUUGAACGGAAAUUCUUUUAUCAGAAGGAAAAUCAAUUAAUUCCUUCACUUAUACAAAUGCCAUCAGGUGAGAAAUAUCGUUGGCGUACCGAUCGCGUAGGCGGUAUUACUUCUCUGAAAACUCCAACCGGUAUUUUUCAUCAUUUCAUGCAAUACGCAAUGUUUGAUCGAAUUUGUCGACAGCGUACUGUUUCGUUUUCCAAUGCAUCUUACGUUGCAUGCAUGAACGAUGACGGACAACUGUUAGAUUAUCGAACACCGGAUCGAUUGCAUUCAUUAACCGUAAAGCAUGACAUGUAUGGAAGAGUGAUACAAAUAACAUCAGAUGCCGAAAAUAUCUUCUUCAAAUAUGAAGAACAAAAUGGAAAUUUGCAGCUGCGGGAAGUUAGCAAUAGUUUCUUGAAGAGGUCAUAUCAGUGGCAAGGUAUGAUACAUUCUAUUGUUCAUGAAGCGCAUAUGGCUGUCACUCAUUCAAAUCGUCGUUUUGCUGAAAGUUUGGUGGAAUUCAUAUAUGAAUACGACGAUUUUUUACGAUUAACAUCAAUGACAGUCGUUUAUAAUGGUGUACGUUUGCAACCACAAAAGUACCAAUUUGAUUCUCGACAAGGGCGCUUAACAAAAUUAAACAAUUUCGUCUUUUUAUAUGAUUUAUACACACGCCGAAUAAUGAGUGACACGUUAGUAAUGGAGAUUUUCUAUAAUAAUGCGAGUGAAGAAAUAAUGCGGAAAAUAACGAUAAAUGAAUUGAAAGUUGUGGAGAUGAGCAUAAACCGUCAUGCGCUCGGUUGGGUUGAAACUGUCGAUUGGACUGUCAUCGGAGAGAAGCGACCAACUGAAAAACGAUCAUUCGACAUGGAUGGACAGUUAGUGCAGUAUACAAUUGGUGAAACAGAUGACCGUCGAUGGACACUUCAUUAUGAUUUAGAUGGACGAUUAAAGGCCAUCAAUGAUGCAAAAAUAUCAUUUUCCAAUGGAAAAUUGAAAAACGUAGAUCAGGUGGACUAUACGGUGAAUGCGAAUGGUUGGACGAGAAGUCGAGAUAAUAUGUAUUUUGAAUAUGAUGUCUACGGUCGAGUACAUCGUGUUUAUCAACCGGGUUUGAUAGACGUUGAAUACGGUUACGACGAUCGGUCACGUAUAAUUUGGCGAAGAGUCGGUGACGAGCAAUUUCAGCGUUUCUUUUAUGCAAUACCUAAUCGACCGUAUCUUUUAACACAUUUCGCUUCGACAAACGAAACACCAUCAACGAUUUUAUAUGACGAUCGAGAUAUCCCAUUUGCAUUAUACAAUGGUGAUAGAUAUUAUGCCUUAUUUGUGGAUAUUGAUGGUUCUGUUCGCUUCAUAUUUGCAUCCGAUGGCACUAUGGUCAAAGAAAUAGUUCGUAAUCCACUUGGUGCCACCGUUGUGGACACUAAUGACCGUUUCUAUUUUCCACUUGGCUAUCGCCAUCAAUUCGACGAUCCACUCACUGGCAUUGUAAUUCUGGGACCGGAAGCACGGCCAUACGAUACAUUUGUGGGACGUUUCAUGUCCGUUUCAGUUUCCUUUGUCACCUCACAAACGAAUAUUUUUGCACCGGAAUAUGAAAGUGAUCCAUUUCGCGCAAUACCAACCGAAUCGAAUUUACUGCGACAUUUUCCACUUGGUAACAAUCAGUAA